Molecule: messenger RNA, 1017 nt
Organism: Piliocolobus tephrosceles (Ugandan red Colobus)
Lineage: Eukaryota; Metazoa; Chordata; Mammalia; Primates; Cercopithecidae
Exons: 2
Coding region: 169-909 (246 amino acids)
Source: RefSeq, a predicted model, not a curated record
GGGGAGGGGUCUCCCUGGAGACUGGAGGUUGGGGCGCGCUGCCUCGCCCCCUAGCCCGGAGGGGCGUACCUGUGCGCCGAGAGCCCCCCAGCCCGUCUCCCCUUACCUCCUCGGCCCAGCGCCUACCUCCCCGAAUCGCGGCCUCUGGGAGCGGGGUUCGAUUCCGUGAUGCCGCGUGGGUGCCGGCCAGAGAAGGGUUCCGGGGGCCGGGACGGCCGGCGGGCGUGCGGUGAGCGCCCCGGGGCGGGGGCUGGGGCGGGACCGGGCGCUGCUAUCGGGACUGGAUUUCUCGACUUCCACCCGGAUUCUCCCUCGGCCCUCCCGGCCGAUUCGGUGCUGCUCGGCGACCACGUGACGCGGGCUGCCUUUGACCCCUAUCUCCGAGCGGGUAGGGGGCGGGGGCCGGAGGGGGUGUCAGAUGCAGGACCCACGAGGGCCGGGGCGGCUGCCUGGCGUCCCCGAGGUGGUGACCCCGGGAAACAAAGCCCGGGGGGAAACCAACAAGUUAUUCGGGGUCAGAGACGAAACAGCGCUGGGGGUCGGGAGAGGCGGCAGAGAGAAUGUGAGAGACAAAGACCCGCGCCCGCCGCGGCUCUGAGGGCCCUGGGAGCGCUCCAGCUAGGCUCGAGAGGGCCUCCAGGCUCUUACACCGCUGGGCUUGUGACAGCUCUCCAGGACCUCCUGGGACAGCUCCCGGACCACCAGUGCUCUGCCAGAGUGACCCCUCCUGGGCAGACCGUCCCUCCCCCAACACAUACCUUUGCCCUGACUCUCGAAAACCCAUUUAUCGUGAUUAUCUGGUUCAUUUACUGGUUUCAUUGUUUACUAGAAUGUCAUCUCUCCCAACAAGUUGUUCCCAGCAGAAUCCCCUCUCCUGGCACAAAACAAGCAGAUGAAGAGGUCUUCUGAGUUACUCUUCACUGAGCCGGGCCCAAAUCCUUCCAACUCGCUGUCACCCGGAGAGCCUAUAAGGAGGCGAGGCCCAGGCCCCACCCAGGGAGCUGGUUGCCACGGGUC